Molecule: messenger RNA, 2267 nt
Organism: Mizuhopecten yessoensis (Yesso scallop)
Lineage: Eukaryota; Metazoa; Mollusca; Bivalvia; Pectinida; Pectinidae
Product: fatty acid desaturase 2-like
Exons: 13
Coding region: 457-1743 (428 amino acids)
Biological process (GO): lipid metabolic process
Cellular component (GO): membrane
Molecular function (GO): oxidoreductase activity, acting on paired donors, with oxidation of a pair of donors resulting in the reduction of molecular oxygen to two molecules of water
Source: RefSeq, a predicted model, not a curated record
CUUCCGUUUUUAAAUGUAACAUUUUUGGGUAUAAAUACUGUCGGACCUGCAAAUUAUGCAGGCUUUGUAAGGCUUUAUCAAGGAAAAGCAGCAUCAGAUUACUAAGUCCGACAUUAGUUGAUAAACGAACAACUGUGGUCCGAGCAGCAGGGACCCAGACUACCGGUUGAACUGUUUAAACUAAUGCGGAAGUAAAAAAAUAAACGCGCGGCCCCAACUAGGCAUAGGUAAACUUUGUGGUAACCACGGCUGUGAUUCAUGUGUGUGAUAUACAUGGUUGAGUGGUCAAUACCGGGUAAAUCAUACGAGCAUUACCUGUAUCUCUGUAACGACGACACAACACUAUACAGUCUACAGCGAAAGUGAUGAGCUGCCAGUAACAGGUAACUAAAUGCAAUUCAAGGAACCUGCAGUAAACUAGGAUAACCAGUGUCAAGGUCAGGAGAUCUAAAGGGUAUGGGUCGUGGAGGGAAGCGGGGAGAACUGAGUUGGAGUGAGGUUCGGGAACACAACAAACGCAAUGAUAAAUGGCUGGUGAUUGAGGGACAGGUGUAUAACAUAACUAACUGGGCAGGCCGCCACCCUGGAGGCUCCCGAGUGAUCAGUCACUAUGCAGGACAGGACGCCACGGAGGCCUUUAGGGCAUUUCACAAUGAUCUUACUACAGUCAAGAAGUUCCUCAGCCCAAUUCAUGUAGGACCCUUGGAGGACCAUCAGAAAUGUAGUCUGGAUGAGGACUUCCAGGUGUUACGGCAGACGGCAGAAAAGAAGGGACUCUUCAAGCCAAGUUACAUAUUCUUCCUGAUGGUCAUAGCCCAUGUCCUAGUGCUUGAUGCCUUGGCCUACCUGGUGAUGGCCUACUUUGGCACUGGUUGGGUGCCCUACCUUGUUUCCCUAAUGUGUGCGGCCACAGUACAGGCACAGACUGGAUGGAUACAACAUGACUUUGGCCACCUCUCAGUACUAAAGAAUUCCACUCUAGAUCAUAUUGUUCAGUAUUUCCUCAUGGGCAUGGUCAAGGGUGCAUCACCACAUUGGUGGAAUCACUUGCAUUUCCAGCAUCAUGCCAAGCCAAACGUGAUAGAUAAGGACCCUGAUGUAGCAAUGGAUAAAUUGUUUGUAGUUGGAGAAGUGAUGCCAGUACAGGUUGCAAAAACAAGGAGUAAAUCCAUGCCAUUCAACCUGCAGCAUAAAUAUUUUUUUAUAAUUGGCCCCCCUCUACUGUUUCCAGUAUACUUCCAAUUUAUGUUGUUCCGACAUAUCUACACCCGCAGACUGUCUAUAGACCUGCUGGUGGUGAUGAUUUUCUUCUUCAAGUUUUUCUACUUGUUCACACCAAUGCUUGGACUAGGGGGAGCUAUUGUGUUCUACUUUAUAGUUAGGUGUUUAGAAAGUCACUGGUUUACCUGGGUAACACAGUCAAACCACAUCCCUAUGAACAUCGACAAUGACCAGGCCCUACACUGGAUGAAGCUUCAGAUGAAUGCUACCUGUGACAUUGAGAAAUCCUUCUUCAACGAUUGGUUCACAGGCCACCUCAACUUCCAAAUAGAACACCACCUGUUUCCAACCAUGCCCCGUCACAACCUGUACAAAGUUGCUCCCCUUGUCCAGUCUUUGUGUAAAAAACAUGACAUUAAGUAUGAGAUUAAACCGCUGUGGACCGCCUUCAAGGACAUCGUCAGAUGUCUGAAGCACUCAGGUGAGCUAUGGGAAGGGACAUACAAUGCAUAUCAUUCCUAAGAAAUCAAAAAUUAUCAGCUCAGUCCAAGAUUUCAUCUCAUGGUCAAUGAUUCGAAGAUUAUGGAAAGCCAAUUUAGUUUUAAUCCAAGAUGGCUGGAUGAUGAUGAGACAGUUCCAGGAUCGCAGAACUACCCUAAACAUGAUUAAAAAUUAUAUGAUAAACGUUUGUUUGCAUGUACAAGUAUACACUAAACAUGAAUAAAAUAUGAUCAGAUGUUGGUUUAUAUGUACGAGAUGGUACAUGAUUAUUGUGAUAUUGAUGUUGUAUUGGAAUCAACUAUAUUAAUGCAUAAUUGUUACAAUGAUCUUACAGUAAAAGAUUAUUAGUUAUGACCAGGUUGCCAUUAUGAUUUAUAAAUAUUUAAAUAAUGGAAUUUUACAAAGCACAUGGACCAAUUUAUCCACUGAACCAGUGAAGAGAUAUAUUAUUUUCUGCAAUGUUUCAUUAAUGUGUUAUUAGCUCACCUGCCCGAAGGGAAAGUAAGCUUAUGCCAUGGCGCAGCGUCCGGCGUCAAUAUUUUACU